Messenger RNA from Plasmodium adleri (nom. inval.), 9102 nucleotides. RefSeq names its product NAD(P)H-dependent glutamate synthase, putative. The transcript has a single exon. Lineage: Eukaryota; Apicomplexa; Aconoidasida; Haemosporida; Plasmodiidae. The record is from RefSeq and is a predicted model, not a curated record. Gene Ontology annotation, molecular function: oxidoreductase activity, acting on the CH-NH2 group of donors, NAD or NADP as acceptor; iron-sulfur cluster binding; glutamate synthase activity. Bases 1 to 9102 code for a protein of 3033 amino acids.
AUGGGGAAAGAAAAUAUAGAUAAUAAAGGUCUUUAUGAUAGCAGGAAUGAAAAGGAUGCUUGUGGUGUGGGUGUUGUAGCUGAUAUUAAUGGUAAGUUUUCUAGAAAUGUCAUACAGAAAGCUUUACAAAUAUUAUUACGAUUAAGUCAUAGAGGUGGUGUGCAAGGAAAUAAUGGAGAUGGUGCUGGUAUUUUAGUUGGAAUACCACAUGAAUAUUUUCAAAUGUUAAGUGAUACUUGUCAAUUACCUUUUUUAUUACCAGAAAAAGGGGAAUAUGCUGUAGCUCAAAUAUUUUUACCACAAAAUGAAGAAAGAAGACUUUUUUUAUAUCAUGAAAUUGAGAAAGAAGUAUAUAAUCAUGGAUUAGUUGUUUUAGGAUGGAGAUCUCCUAUACCUGUUCGACAUGAUGUUAUUAGUUGUAGUGUUAAAAAAAGUGAACCUUUUAUUGCUCAAAUGUUUGUUUGUAAAAGAUCUGUUUUUAAAAAUUAUGAUGAUUUCAAUAUAUAUCCAUUUUCAGAUAUAAAUUUUACAGAUGAUAGUAAUUUGAAAUUAAAUGAAUUACCAGAUGAUAUUGAAUUAUUAUCAUUUUUUAUAAGAAAAAAAUUAGUUAGGCAUAAUGAUAUGUAUUUCUGUAGUUUUUCAUCUAGAACUAUUGUAUAUAAAGGAUUAUUAACACCAUCACAAAUAUAUCUAUAUUUUGAAGAUUUAUUAAGUGAACAGUUUACAUCAUAUUUAGCAAUGGUACAUGUACGUUUUUCAACUAACACUUCACCUACAUGGUAUGCUGCUCAUCCUUUUAGAAGAAUAUGUCACAAUGGAGAAAUAAAUACAAUAAGUGUUAAUUCUAUUUUAUUCCAAGAACGUAUGGAAUCAGCAAAAACACCUGCAUCUUUCAAAUCAGUUUCAAUAAAAGAUCUAAGACCAAUAAAUGAAGAAAAUUAUAUUAUAUAUGAUAAUGAUGAUGAAAUUAUACAGAAGAGAGAUACUUUUGAAGAUAUUAUGUUAACACAAAAUCGUUUGAAAAAAAAGUCUAGAAGAAAUUUACUUUUAAAAUUGAAGAAGGAUUAUACUUAUAAUAGUUCAGCUAUACAUUAUAAUAUUAAAAGAGAAUUUAUGAAUUCUGAUAUUAAUAGUAAUUCAGAAUUUUUAAGUAAUGUAAAUGAAGAUUCCAAAAGUUCCUCUGAUAUUGAUAUAAUAAGUGAAGAAAAUUUAAUGAAUCAUUUAAAAGAAAAAAAUAAUAAAAAUUUUAGAAAAACUAUGAAAAAUCAAAUUAAACAUGGUGAAUCACAAAAAACUAAAGGUGCUAUUAGCUAUCCAUCGGAUUCUUCUAUAUUUGAUAAUGCAAUUGAUUUUCUCACCAUGACAGGAAGAGAAAUUGAACAUGCAGUUAUGAUGUUAAUGCCUAGAGCAUAUCAAAAAGAUCCAAAUAUAAGUCCAUUAGAAAAAGCUUUUUAUGAAUAUCAUACUUGUAUUAUGGAACCAUGGGAUGGACCAGCUUUAAUUAUAUUUACAGAUGGAUAUAAAGUAGGUGCAUCAUUAGAUAGAAAUGGAUUAAGACCAGCAAGAUAUAGUAUUACUAAUUAUGGAUUGUUUGUCUUAUCUAGCGAAACAGGAGUAGUAGAUUUAUCAUAUGAUAAAAUUGUUCAUAAAGGUUCGGUUUAUCCUGGUAAAGUGGUAUUAGUAGAUUUUAAAGAAAAAAAAUUUUUAAAACAUGAAGAAAUAUUGAGUAAAUUUUUAAGAGAACGACCAUAUAAAAAAUGGAUAGAUCAUUAUUCUAUACACAUGGAUAAUAUAAUUAGACCAGUAACAAAUAUGGAAAAUAUUCGUAUGAAUGCUUAUAAAUAUGGUGCCAUAUUGAAUAAGGAAAAUUAUUAUCAUAAUAAUAUAAAUAUAAACAAUAACAAUAAUAAUAUUAAAUGUAAUAGUAAUAUUCUUAGUAUUAGUAAUCAUAAAACGUGUUUAAAUGAUAUAGAUUAUUAUGAUGAAUCAUUAAUUAAAAAAUUAAAAGCAUUUGGAUAUACAUAUGAUGCUUUUAAUAUGAUAAUAUCACCAAUGGUUAAACAUGCAGCUGAUGGAUUAGGUUCUAUGGGAAAUGAUACAGCCUUUCCAUUCUUAAGUUAUUUACAUCGUAAUUUAUUAUAUUAUUUUCAACAAACAUUUGCACAAGUAACCAAUCCAGCUAUAGAUCCUAUAAGAGAAGAGAAUAUUAUGUCUCUAAUGAGUAAUCUAGGAAAAGAAGGAGAUCUGUUACAAUAUAGUCAUGUUAAUUGUCAUCGUAUAUUUAUAAAUGGACCUAUAUUAAAUGAAGCCUUAUAUAAUAUGUUACUUCAGUUACCUGAUUUUCCACAUAUUAUAAUUGAUAUGACAAUAGAUUUGGAUAAACUACAAUCCAUGAUGAAUAACAUAAAUAAUAAUUAUUCACCUAAUAAAGAUGGGGACCUUAGUCAGAACAAUAUUGUUAUGAAUAUCAAUUCUGAAGAUCCUUCAAAAGUAGAUGUGUGUAAAUCAAAACACUCAAAAGAGGAACAUAAUAAUAAUAAUAAUAAUAACAAAAAAAAACAGAUAUCAUCAAAAUAUUUAAUUAAAUUUAUUGAUAGCGUUAAUUCUAAAGUUGAAAAUGCUAUUAAAAAAGGAUGUCAAUUAAUUAUUUUGUCACAUAAUAAUGUUAAUGAAAAGAGGGUUCCCAUAUUUUCUAUAUUAAUUGUAGGUGCAUUACAUAAAUAUUUAUUAAGUAAAAAUUUAAGAACAAAAUGUUCACUUAUUGUUAAAGCUGGAGAUUGUUUUGAGAUUCAUCAUUUGGCUGUUCUUUUAUCUUUUGGUGCUGAUUGUAUUUAUCCAUAUAUAUUAUAUGAGAGUUUACAGUUUAUCAAAUUUGCUGAUAAUGAAGCGAGAUUAAGUAAUAACCAAAUGAUAAGUAAUUAUAGACAUGCAGCUAAUUAUGGUAUAUUAAAAAUAAUGUCUAAAAAUGGAAUAUCUACAUUACCUAGUUAUAAAGGUUGUGGUUUAAUGCAACCCUUAGGUAUAUCAGAUGAAAUAUUAAAAAAAUGUUUUAUAAAUGUAUGUGAUUCUAUAAUUGGUGGAGUCACUUUUGAAUUUGUUGAAAAAGAAAUAUUAAAUAUAUUUUAUCUCGCAUAUCCAAAGAGAAUCUUAACAUUGAAUUUAAAAGAUGCAAAUGAAGAAUUAGAUGAUUAUGGUGAAUAUCAUUUUAGAAAUAUAGGAAAAUCUCAAUUACAUAUGAAUCAUCCUGAAACUAUUAGUUUAUUACAAAGAGCUACAAGAAGUGGUAAUAAAGAUACUUAUAAAAAAUAUUCUGAAUUACAAAAUGAAUUAAUUAAUCAUUGUGAAAUUAGAGGACAAUUAGAAAUUAAUUAUAAAAAAUGUCCAUCAUAUAAUAAAAUUAAAAAGAAACAUGAACCAAUUAAUAUUCAUUUAGUAGAACCAGUAAAUAAAAUAUUAUUAAGAUUCUGUACUGGAGCUAUGUCUUUUGGAUCCUUAUCAGAAGAAGCGCAUACUACUGUAGCUACUGCUAUGAAUAGUAUGGGGUUAAAAUCAAAUACUGGAGAAGGAGGAGAAGCAGAAGAAAGAAUAAAAACAGCUAAUAAUGAAAUAAAUACAAGUUCUGCUGUAAAACAAAUUGCUUCAGCUCGAUUUGGUGUUACUGCAUAUAGUUUAGUAAAUGCACAAGAAUUACAAAUAAAAGUAGCACAGGGAUCAAAACCAGGAGAAGGUGGAGAAUUACCAGGUUAUAAGGUAAGUUCUAAAAUAGCUUCUAUUCGUAGAAGUACUCCAGGAGUUGGUUUAAUAUCUCCUCCACCACAUCAUGAUAUGUAUUCAAUUGAAGAUGUAGGUCAAUUGGUAUAUGAUUUGAAAAAUAUAAAUAAAGAAGCAAAAAUAUCUGUGAAGCUCGUAUCUAAAUUAGGUAUUGGAGUUAUAACAUCAGGUGUGGUUAAAGGAAAUUGCGAACAAAUUUUAAUAAGUGGAACAUCAGGUGGUACAGGUGCUUCUAAAUGGACUUCAAUUAAACAUGCAGGUUUACCAUGGGAAAUUGGAUUAGCAGAAGCUCAUCAAACCUUAUGUAAAUCGAAAUUACGAAAAAGAGUUAUUUUACAAAUUGAUGGACAACUAAAAACAGGAAGAGAUGUAAUUUUAGGAGCAUUAUUAGGUGCUGAAUCAUUUAGUUUUUCUACUCAACCAUUGAUAUCAUUAGGUUGUAUUAUGAUGAGGAAAUGUCAUUUGAAUAUUUGUCCUGUUGGUAUAUGUACACAAGAUCCAGAAUUAAGGAAAAAAUUUGCAGGAAAACCUGAAUAUAUUGUUAAUUUCUUUUUUAUGUUAGCUGAGGAAGUUCGAGAAUAUUUGGCUAGUAUGGGAUUUCGAAAAUUUUCUCAAAUUAUAGGUAGAUCUGAUUUGUUAAAAAAAAAAGAUCAUUUGAAAUAUGAUGAGAAAAGGAAACUCUUAGAUUUUUCGAAACUUUUAUUUCCUGGCUGGAAAUAUUAUGCAGAGGAUGAAAUGAAAGAUGAUCAAAAUAAACGAUAUAAGAAUAUAUCUAAUAAAAAAAAAAAAUAUAAUACAAAUUCUUUGUAUUCUGCUUCGAAAAAUAAGAAGAAUGCCAAAUCUGGUAUAAAUUCGAUUAAAAAAAUGAAAAAUAGAAAACAGGUCUUAAUAAAUGAAAGUUUUAACACUAUUAAAAAGUAUAAAAUUAAUUCGAAGCAAACGGAUAAUAUAGAAAUGGUUAACGGAGAAAGUGAACAUGUCACAAAUGUAGAAUGUGAUGAAGCAGAUGCGGAGAAUGAAAGUGAUCAGAACGACGACGAUGAUCAAGAAGAAACGGAUAAGAGUGAUUUAGAGGAAAAUAUUGAUAAUGAUGAUAAUGAUGGUAGUGAUAAUAAUGAUGAUAGUGAUGAUAGUGAUGACAAUGAUGAUAAUGAUGAUAGUGAUGAGCUGGAUGAGGUUGAUGAAAUUGAUGAGCUGGAUGAGGUUGAUGAGAUUGAUGAGGAUGAUGAUAUUGAUAAUAUUGAUAAUAUUGAUAAUAUUGAUAAUAUUGAUAAUAUUGAUGACAAUGAUGACAAUUAUGAUGAUAAUAAUAACAAGAAACGACAAAACAAUACAGAGAGAAAAAAGAAAAAAAGUAUGAAUAUGAGCGUAAUAUAUAAAUAUCAAUAUAAAGAAAGGGGUUCUUAUAAUAUAAAUAAAAACAACAAAAAUAAUAAUAAUAAUAAUAAGAGUUGUAAAAAAAUAAAGAAAAAAUGUCAUGUAAAAAAAAAAAUAGUAAAACCAAUUCCUAUAUUUUGUUGUGAAACUCAAAAUCAUAAAUUAUGUGAUGUUAUUGAUAGAGAAUUAAUCAGGAGAUCAAAAAUUGCUUUAUUAAAUUGUACACCUGUAAAUAUAAAAAUGCCUAUUAAAAAUACAGAUAGAGCUGUUGGAGCUAUGUUAAGUUAUCAUAUAAUACAAAAAUAUGGAGAAGAAGGAUUACCAAUUGAUACGAUAAAUGUGAAAUUUCGAGGUACAGGUGGAUUAUCAUUUGGUGUAUUUUUAACUAGUGGAGUAAAUUUUGAAUUGGAAGGAGAUGCAAAUGAUUUUGUAGGUAAAGGUUUAUCAGGUGGUAUAAUAUCAGUUCAUUUUCCAAAGAAUGCUUUAUUUAUAAAUGAAUGUCAAAAAAAUGUUAUAGCUGGAAAUUCUGUUUUAUAUGGAGCUACAAAAGGAAGAGCAUUUUUUGCUGGAAGAGCAGGUGAAAGAUUUGCUGUUCGAAAUUCAGGAGCAAUUGCCGUUGUAGAAGGUGUUGGUAGUCAUGGUUGUGAAUAUAUGACAAAAGGUAUAGUAGUAGUGUUAGGUGAAAUUGGUUGUAAUUUUGCUGCUGGUAUGAGUGGAGGUAUAGCAUAUGUAUUAGAUAUAAAUGAAAAAAAUGUGAAUCAUCAAAUGGUUGAUUUAAAAGUAUGUAAAACAAUGGAUGAAAAAAUGACUUUAGAAAAAUUAUUACAUGAACAUUAUGAAAGAACUAAUUCAUAUACAGCCAAAAUGCUAUUACAAAAUUUUGAUGAAAAUUUACAACGUUUUACUAAAAUUAUACCUAGAGAUAUUAAAAGAGUUUUAACUGAAGCUUGUAUUGAAUUUGUUAAAACAGGAAAUGAAGAAGCAGCAGCUAUUCUAGAUGAUUGGGCUUCCUUAUUAAAAAGUGUAGAUCAACCAGAACAUAUGUAUAAAAAAGCCAUGCAAUUCUUUACAACUAUUACUGAUGAUAUAUCAGGAUUAUCCAAAUCAUUAGCAUUAAGAAGUGUUGAUGGAUUAAUUAUUUAUGAUUUAUUACAAGAACAACGUAAUCGAAAUUUAUUAAGUAUAAAAAAUUCAUCAAAUGAUUUUAAUAGUUUAAAUAAUGAAGAACAAAAUAUUAAGAAAAAAAAAUUUUUCGAUUUUGAAAGGUUUAUACAUAAUUUAGAAUUGUGCAGAAGUAACAACAGAAAAUGGAGAAGAUUCUCUGAAAUUCCUUUCAAAUGUAAUGCUUUUUCAGAUUUUAAAAAUACAUUUCCUGAAAAAUUAGAUGAUAAAUCAAAAGAAAUGAUAAAAAAAUAUAUACUUAAUGAACAAUAUUUAUUAGAUUUACAUUUGAAAUCAUUAAAUUCAAAUAAGUUUAUUGAAAAACUAAUUCUUAGAGAAACAGAUGAUUAUAUUCAAAUAGAUCAAAAACAACUAAGUCCAAAUAUAUACACUUUAAAAAAAUAUUUAUAUCCAACCGAUAAUUAUGAUGUUUCUAAUAUAUCUAAUUCUAUGAAGGCCUAUAAUAAAAUUAAUGGGGUACACUUAAUCAAUAAGUCUAAUCAGAAUAAUGAAUAUGAAGAUGUUGCUAAUACCUAUGAUUUAUCAGGGUACACAUUGGGUGCAAGAAAAAAAAAGGAUGAUAUGGUAAAUAUUAAAAAGGAUGAAAAUGAUACAAAUAUAACAAAUAAUACAAACAAUACAAACAAUAUGAAUAAUACAAACAGUAUGAACAAUAUGAACAAUACAAACCAUACAAACAAUAUGAAUAAUGUGAACAAUAUGAACAAUAUUACUAGUAGCAUACAUAUAAAUAAAGAAGAUAAUAAUAAUAUUAAUGAUGAUGCGAAUAACACCGUCAUUUCUGAAAAUACCAAUACUACUUAUGUCAACAAAUCAUCAAAUUAUUCACAAUCUCAAUAUGCUAAAACAAGUGGCGAUAAUAAAACCAAGAAAUAUAGUGUUGACACAGAAAUUAGUGAUAUGACUAGAGUUUCAUCAGAUUAUGGAAAUGCUUCAAGUAUUAAUUCUACUAAACCUUUUUUAGUUGCCAAUCCAAAUAAAGUUACAGGAUUUAAAGAAUAUGAAAGGUUAUCUCAUCCACUUAAAGAUAUCAGUAGUAGAGUUUUAGAUUAUUCAGAAAUUAUUGUACCUAUAAACGUUAAAAGUAAACUACAUAAUCAGUUAUUAAAAACACAAGCGUCCAGAUGUGUUGAUUGUGGUACUCCAACUUGUCAUUAUCCUAAUUCUAGUGGUGGUGGCUGCCCGUUAGGUAAUAGAAUUUUUGAUUGGAACAAUUUAGUAUAUGAAAAUGAAUGGAAGAAAGCAUUAGAACGUCUAUUAGAUACCAAUAAUUUUCCAGAAAUUACAGGUCGUGUUUGUCCAGCACCUUGUGAAGAUGCAUGUGUUUUAAGUAUAAAUGAGAAACCUGUGUCUAUAAAAUUUAUUGAAUUAUCUAUUAUUGAAUAUGGAUUCAUAAAAAAAUGGAUACAACCAAUGAUACCAAUUAGUCGUACUGGAAAAAAAGUGGCAAUUGUGGGUUCAGGACCAGCGGGAUUAACUGCAGCACAACAAUUAAACAAAGCUGGACAUGAAGUAACUAUAUUUGAAAAGGAUGAAUAUUUUGGAGGAUUAUUAAUGAAUGGAAUACCAAAUGUACGUUUAGAUAAAAAAAUUCUAGAGAGAAGAUUAAUAUUAAUGAAAAAAGAAGGAAUUGUAAUGAAAAAUAAUGUAAAUGUAGGUGUAGAUAUAACAUUAUCCGAUUUAGUAAAAGAAUAUGAUGCUAUACUUUUAGCUACUGGUUAUAAAAUACCUAGAAAAUUAGAUAUUCCAGGUGCUAAUUUAAAUAAUAUUUAUUUUGCUAUGGAUUUCUUAACAUCAUGUCAAAUAUCAUUAACAAAAUCAGAUAUGACAGAUGAUAAUUAUAUAGAUGUAUCUGAAAAACAUGUUAUCAUAUUAGGUGGAGGAAAAACAGCCGUAGAUUGUAUCAGUUUAGCUAUUCGUAUGGGAGCAUCUAGUGUUUUACAAUUUACACGACAAGAAAUUCAACCUAUGAAUACAUCAGAAUAUUGGUGGCCAGGAUUAAAAAAUAUUUUCAAAGUUGAAUAUUCACAUGAGGAAGCUAUUAUUAUACAAGGUAGAGAUCCAAGAGAAUUUUGUGUGAGGAGUUUGGAAUUCAUUCCAUCUAAUAAAGACCCUAAAAGAGUUUCUGGUAUAAGAGCUAUUAGGGUCAAAUUAAAAAAAAACUUAAAAAGUGAAAUGAAACAAAAUAAUAAAAUGUUAAAUAAUAAUUAUAUGGAUAAUCAUCAUAAUAAUUCAUCCAAAAUAGAUUUAAAGAAACAUCUAUCUAAAAUAAAUAAAUUAAAAAGUAUUAAAAGUAUAUCGAAAGGUCCAACUCAAGAAACAACAACAGCAAGUUCAUAUUCUUCUUCUUCUCCUGCAGAAAAUGAUAUUAUUCAGAAUUAUCAAAUAAUAAAGGAUCAUAAUGAAUAUUUUGAUAUACCAUUUACUGAAAGAAUUUAUAAAGCUGAUGUAGUCAUUUUAGCAUUAGGAUUUUCAAAAACAGAUGAUUCCAUAUGGGAAAAUGAUAAUAUAAAAAUUGAACUUAAUAAUUAUAAUUGUAUAAAAACAAACAAUAGAAUUUAUCAAACUAAUCAUAACAAUAUAUUCGCAUGUGGAGAUUGUAGAAUAGGACCUAGUACAGUAGUACAAGCAAUUGCAGAAGGAAGAGAUGUAGCAUCUAAAAUCGAUGAAUAUCUAACAAAUUCUGUAUCUAUUCUUCCUCCAUGUAAUACUUAUUAUUAUUAUCCUAAGAAUUAUAAGAAUGUUCCAUUCGGUUCUUCUAAUUGGGGAUAA